Molecule: messenger RNA, 1530 nt
Organism: Fusarium oxysporum Fo47
Lineage: Eukaryota; Fungi; Ascomycota; Sordariomycetes; Hypocreales; Nectriaceae
Exons: 4
Coding region: 1-1530 (509 amino acids)
Source: RefSeq, a predicted model, not a curated record
AUGUGGGAUUCUUCAGACUAUUGCACUUCCACCUGCGAAGACUACCCGGAGGACAUUCCCUCUUACGGCGACAUUGGAGGGAUCGGGGUAAGCACAAAUUUACCUCACACCGUGGGAAUCACGGUCAGACAUAUUCAUGAGACUUACAGCGACGAGGUCACUCUAGCAUUCGUUCUUACAGCGUGGAUGGUAGUACUAGUUCUCAUCGUGUAUUAUCUCAAAGCCUUCGAUCCUAAACUGGACCCAUUUCGAAAAGAGGGCACGCAAAAACUCUCCAAGUAUCCGAACUCAGUCGACUACUUCGUUAACAACCUUCUUCAAAAAGUACCUGGUCUAGGAAACGACUCCUCAAAUCCAGUACCAUGCAGGUCCUUGAGGCUUGGGGGGAUAUUCAACAACUGCGUCCUGAUGCUUGCCGAUAUCCAAAGCUUCACAGCGCUCGCAAUCUUGAUUAGCGCAUAUGUAGCUAUGGGCUGCGAUAUAGUUGCCUAUCACUGGCAAUACAUGAUUUAUCUUGCAUGGAUGGCUUCCGUCACCCACCUCGCAAGCCUCUCAUUCCUCCGCAACCACCUUACCAAUAACUUCGUGAAAUGCAUCUGGCGCCUAACAGCUAUGGCUGUUAUUCAAAUCCUGUUGUCGGUGGCAGUUGGACUGGCAACGACGUUUGGCGACAAUCCUUGGUACAGGGAAGCUGAUCAGCUAAUAGGAAUAGAAGUUCCCCCAGCAGAGGGUGGUCGCCCUGCCAUCUGCUACUUCAAACAAGGUGUCGAUGUGAACUCAAUCACCUUUUCAUCGGGUGUUAAAAUGAUUCUUCUUCUUCUUUGGGGGUUUUCGAUACGCAUUGCCAAGAUGUUUGAGAGGUUUGAGGGGGGUCUGCGCAAGUUUGCAUAUCGUAUGCAUCACAAGUCAAGGAUUUUGCGAUACGGUGUUGAUGCCGGUUCUACCACCCAAAUAUGGGAUCCUAGAGCCCGAAGAAAAGGGCAAGGUUUCUUUGGUCAUCUGCUAGAACCUUUCAAGAUCGCUCUCCUCGUCGUACUCAGCAUUCAGCUCGAUUUCCUUACUUCCUUUCUCGCCGAGGUAUACUGGCUACUCUUCACCAUAAUCUACAUUACAACAAGACUGGUCAAGUUUCGAAUACCCUCUCCCGCGGAUGAUAAUAAGUGGACAUUUGGCCAGGUUCUUCCGCUGAUCCUUCUUGUUGCACCGAUUGCAAUAGCGAUCGAGUCUUUCUACACGGCACCUAAGACUCACACACCACAAAUGACUCAUACCAAUACUCAGCAGAUGAAUGGUCCCGGUAGUGGCCUUGACCCCGUCGCUGGCCUUGGCCAUGUCGACAGCCUAGCCUACCGAGGUGUUUUCUUUUUGGCAGCGCUAUCAUACAUCGAGGUCGGAAUCUACUUUGUCCUCGAUCAGCCAGACACAGAAGGACUUGCUUUGCCAUUGUUGCAGAUUGCAUUAUCAAUAUUACUGUUACAGCCCCUUUACCAGAUUUAUUGGGUCGUCUGCGACCGAUGCAAGUCUCUCUGA